This is a messenger RNA of Gilbertella persicaria, 639 nucleotides long. Its product is annotated as rab11 protein. The transcript has 6 exons. Gene Ontology annotation, biological process: exocytosis. Gene Ontology annotation, cellular component: recycling endosome. Gene Ontology annotation, molecular function: GTP binding; GTPase activity. NCBI's taxonomy places the organism in Eukaryota, Fungi, Mucoromycota, Mucoromycetes, Mucorales, Choanephoraceae. The record is from RefSeq and is a predicted model, not a curated record. Bases 1 to 639 code for a protein of 212 amino acids.
AUGAGUAGAGAUGAAGAAUAUGACUACCUUUUUAAAGUUGUUUUGAUUGGUGACUCCGGUGUUGGUAAGACUAAUCUUUUGAGUCGUUUCACUCGUAACGAGUUCAACUUGGAGUCAAAGAGUACUAUUGGUGUUGAGUUUGCUACCAGAAGUAUUCAAGUGGAUAAUAAGGUGAUCAAGGCUCAAAUUUGGGAUACUGCUGGUCAAGAAAGAUAUCGUGCCAUUACUAGUGCUUAUUAUCGUGGUGCUGUUGGUGCUUUAUUAGUGUAUGACAUCUCUAAGCAUUCUACCUAUGAAAGUGUUGACCGUUGGUUGAAAGAACUUCGUGAUCAUGCUGACUCCAAUAUUGUCAUCAUGCUCGUUGGUAACAAGAGUGAUUUGAGACAUUUAAGAGCUGUUCCAACUGAUGAAGCUAAGCAAUUUGCAGCUGACAAUGGCCUUUCAUUCAUCGAAACUUCCGCUUUGGAUGCCACUAACGUUGACCAAUCCUUCCAACAAAUUUUGACAGAAAUUUAUCGUAUUGUGUCCAACAAGGCUUUGGAAUCAUCCAGCAACACAAUCAAGCCAACCAGUGGUCAGACAAUCCUUGUUUCUCAAACACCUGAUGAACAAGCCAAACAAGGCGGUGGAUGCUGUUAA